Messenger RNA from Sclerotinia trifoliorum, 2532 nucleotides. The record is from the annotation of a GenBank genome assembly. Lineage: Eukaryota; Fungi; Ascomycota; Leotiomycetes; Helotiales; Sclerotiniaceae.
UACAAUUUAAACGUGAAAAAUAUCCUCUGUUUUUAUCGUUUCGUGUAUCAAAUUAUUUUCCCAUUGUGCUUGUCGACAUAAAAUGGCUUCCAUCAAAGAUCAACCAAGGUCGAGUGCUAAUCAAAAGCAAGGCAAACGGGAACCUGUGUCGAUUGAACAACUCUGCGUCGGAUGCAUCGUAUGGAUGCCAGAACAAGAUAGUGCUAAAAGUGCCAGGUGCAUUAUGCCUCUAUGUCCCUGCAACCAUUCGGAAUUGGAUGAGAAUGGGUCUGAGCAUCAUCUUGUAAUUUUGGAUAUCUUCAAAACGGAUAAAGAUGUCAGAUGUCAUGUUGGAAAGGUUAAAUUCCCCUAAAAGAACAACAGCAAGCCCUUCCUCCAGCUAACAAUUACCUCCAGGUAACUUCAAAAGUAAGCAAAGCGAAACACUUUACCGCCCGUAUCAAAAUCCACCAAGAGUCUUUAGCUUCAUCAACAGAACAAGGUGACUUGGACAAUGGAUUAUACCUCGAAACAGGAGAACUGCGCAAACAAUCUCACGUCUCUUUGGGGCACGUUUAUGAGGUCUCAGCUUCACUAUUCAGCACAAAGAAAGGUGUACCUGCGUACGAUAGAAGGCUUUCAGAACAGAGCUAUUACCAUUUGUUGAAACUUAUGGGGUUGGAGGCAGCUACAUAUGAGCGUACAAAAGACGUGGAGGAAAAAGGGGCAACGACGCGUUCUUGGAUCGCUGAAACUCAUGCAAAAAUUUCCCACAGCGAGACCCUGGAAGCACGAGUUAUUGAUUUACCUAAUGUUUCCUCAACCAUCGGAACUGCCCAGCGCAUGGCAGCCUUUAACUCUCCUGUCAGACCCCUUCCCCUUAAUUCCCAAAAUCGUCCAAGUUCCCCACCUCAGGAUUCACCAACUAGCCAAUCAAGCGUCUCUACAGCAUCACUCCAGAGUCCAAUCUAUGAGACUCCAAGCUAUGAGAGUCCAAUCUAUGAGCAGCACAGCCCUCAUCGUAGACCAAUAUCCUCGCGUCGGGGAUCAGUACACUCACAGAUGGCACACUUGUCCCAUUCCGCAUCAACAACAACGUUGCGCUCCUCACUGAUAUCACCAGGCCAUGACACUAGAUUCGCAAUGGCUGACGCCGACGCCCGCAGGCAGGAGGCUUUGAGGCAAAGAGCUAGGGAGGAAGAUGAUGCCGACACCCGCAGGCAGGAUGCUUUAAGGCAAAGAGCUAGGGAGGAGGAUGAUGCCGACACCCGCAGGCAGGAUGCUUUGAGGCAAAGAGCUAGGGAGGAAGAAGAUGCAGCCGAAAGAGAUUUCAUAGAAAAAGAACGUCAACGUGUACGGGAGGAGGUUGCAGAAAGAGAACGUCAACGUCAACAGCGGGAAAUUGCAGAAAUGGAGUAUCAACGUCAACAAGAGGAAGCUAUAGAAAGAGAACGUCAACGUAUACGGGAGGAAGUUUUAGAAAGAGAACAUCAACGUCAACAGCAGGAAGAAGCAAAGAGAGAACGGAUACGUCGAAACUUGGAAGCUCUAGAACAAGAACAUCAGCGUGUAGAGAAAGAAGCUCAAGAACAAGAACGUCAACGUUUACACGCGGAAUAUCUAGAGAAAGAACGUCAACAUAAAAGCAGAGCUUCUCUGGAAGCAGAACAUCGAAUUCAAAAAGAACACCGACGUCGAAGCAGAGAUUCCGUCUCCACAGAAUGUGAAGUUCGAAGGGAAGCUGCUAUGGCAACACGGCACUAUCUUGAAAAGAUGGCUACUAUGGAACAGGAACAUCCACCUCGAAAGGAAGGGGUUCCUCCACAUCUACGUCCAGGCGGAGCUACCGUGGAAAGAGACUAUUCUCGUCAAACCGAAUCUACCCUACAAAGCGAACAUGGAAGAACACAAACACAGCGUAUGGGAAGCGGUAGUAGUACCACUUCCGGCACUUGGUCAUCCGAUUAUUCUAGGUAUUCUAAGUAUACCCGAAUUAGUGAGUAUACCAAUACUCGCAUCACGGAGUACACUCGAUAUACUUCCGAGGUGGUUAUGCACGGGGUUGAAAAUGCUCCUUGGAGAGCGAUGUCUGUGGGUUCGGUCGUUGUGGUAUGUUGCUAUAGCUAUUAUUCGGGUAGCUACGAGGUUGGGUUUGAGGCUGCUAAAGGUUUGGCGGGGAGUUUGAGAGCGGUGGCUGGAAUGGCUAGUCGUGUGUUGGUUAAAGCUGGAAAGUCUCUUACGAGAUUGAGGCGCUGAUUGGUUUUUUUUUUCUUUUUCUUUUUCUUUUUAUUACGCCUCUUCCUCCUUCUUUUGGAUUGGGAUGCUGGGUUCGGAGUAAGACUGGGGUUUUCGUUUCCAUUUACAGCACAAGUUCCAUGCUUGUCCUGAUGAUUUUCUGUUUUGAGGAUCGAAUCAAAUUCGUCUGGCAAUUGGUUUUAUUACUGCUUGGUUUGGACCUUUGGAGUUAAAUCUCACGGCGCGAUAUUACAUACUUGGUCUUAUUAUCUUAUCUAAUUUCUUAUAAUAUCACAUGUAUGGUUAUUGGAGUUGUAA